Molecule: messenger RNA, 525 nt
Organism: Leptosia nina
Lineage: Eukaryota; Metazoa; Arthropoda; Insecta; Lepidoptera; Pieridae
Source: the annotation of a GenBank genome assembly
AUGAAUUUGGUUAAACAAUUAUGGCGAGUUUCGCCUACAGUUCGGAGUGCAUUUAUAACCAACGUUUACCCUGUAAGGCAACUUUCUGCUGUAACAAUAAAUCCUUUGAAGCCGAUUCAACCUCUGCCACCUUCAAAUACUGAGGAGUUGGACAAAUUGUAUAAAAGAGUAGAACUAGAAAUGAGAGGGAUAGACCCUGCUGUGUUAUUGAGUUAUUCUUGGUUCUGUAUUGCUGCUGCUUCACAUUUAGGCAUUGAAGUAACAAAAAGUUGGACUUUAAGAAAAGCUGAGAAAGAAAGACACACAUUGCUUCGGUGUGUGCAUAUCUACAAGAAGCACAGAGUCCAGUAUGAAAUCAGAACUUACUUCAGAUUCAUUCACAUCCAAAGAUUAACAGGAUCUACCUGUGACACGUAUUUGGAAUACAUUGAAAGGAAUUUGCCUGAAGGCUGUGCGCUUAAAGUCACCAAAAUAGAAUGUCAACCACUGCCAGACCACAUAACACCACCAAAAGAGGAACAAUAA